AUGGCCACGACUCUGGAUACCCUCACAUGCCUGCUGCUGCUGCUGCAUGCCACUACUAUAUGCGUCCGCGGAGUACAGAUAACACAGCUCUUUGUGCCGGAGGAGGUACGCAAUGGCACCAGUGAAGCUGCCAUCCUAGACUGCGAGUACACUUUGACGCCGUCAGACCUUGCCACCACGUCGGGCCUUGUCGUCAAGUGGUUCUUCAACAACGGUCCGGCCCCGGUGUACCAGUGGAUCCCCGGCCAGCGACCCCAGGACCUGGGGAUACUCAAGGGUAGACUGCGGCUGGACUACCGCGCCUCUAGUCAUGAGUCUACCAUGCACCGCGCCCUCUACAUCCUCACACCCACCACAGAGCUCAGCGGAGAGUACAAGUGUUCCGUGUCCACCUUCGAGGACGAGGACUUCAUGGUCGGCAAGAUGAUUGUCAUAGCGCCAGAGAAGCACCUGUACCUGGUACAGUCCCGCACUCCCCUAGAGAGAGUCAACAUCACCUGUAGAGCCAACGGAGUGUUCCCUGAGCCCAAGAUGACGCUGUACCGAGAGGACGUCAUCACACAUGAAAUUGUUGAGGUAGCUGCCAGAGUGGAGACUAUACCACGUGAUUACCACUACGACAUAGAGGCUACAACCACGUUGCAAGACGAGUACCUGGACACGCCUACAGUGUUCUACUGUGAACUGUACAUACCGCACACCUCCUACAAGCGGAGGAAGAGUGUUACAUAUUACCCAGGCAGCGUAGAGAGCCUUUCUAGUGUAAGCAACAGAGCGGCGGCAACGCAGAGUGCGACAGUAGUGCUGGCGUCACUGGUACUGUGGCUGAGGCUCAUGUUGAGGCCAGGGGUGUUCUAG
This is a messenger RNA of Macrosteles quadrilineatus (aster leafhopper), 858 nucleotides long. RefSeq lists its product as uncharacterized. The transcript is spliced from 6 exons. The record is from RefSeq and is a predicted model, not a curated record. The coding region runs from base 1 to 858 and encodes 285 amino acids. NCBI's taxonomy places the organism in Eukaryota, Metazoa, Arthropoda, Insecta, Hemiptera, Cicadellidae.